This is a messenger RNA of Porites evermanni, 11100 nucleotides long. NCBI's taxonomy places the organism in Eukaryota, Metazoa, Cnidaria, Anthozoa, Scleractinia, Poritidae. The record is from the annotation of a GenBank genome assembly.
UUUUACUGGCUAAAAAACGCGGUAAAUUUUCAAAACGGUUUUGAAAUGUUACCGUAACUUGCUUUCAAUUCAGAAGACGCUGCCUUCCUUACAAACAUGAGGACUUUGUAGCAGUUAAUACGCUGAGAGUUCGGUGAUUAACGCCAGUUCGGAUUUCCUGUCACUAUUAGAGUUAAGGAUGUGUGUGAAGAAUUUUACACCAUCUGUCGUGGAUUAGUGUCUAACAAGAUAUAAGAGAAAAGUAAGACGCCGUAUAUCAAAUAUCUGUCUCUUGCGAAACGGGUGAUAAUUUGCAACGCAACUUACUCCUUCUGUGGAACCGUGUUAAGUGUUGCGGGAACAGUGUUGAAGUUAUCAGCGACCCCAUCUUCCUCACGCUGAUCUUUGACUUUUGAAAAGCGUGUAUUGACUUGUUCAAGCAGCAAAUAACUGCCAAGAGCAUCGCUAUGUGCUGUAUAAUGAUUUUGGCGGAUUCGUCCUCCAGCCAUAUAUCUUCAAACAUUCGGAUAUAGGAAUAGACGGAAGACCACUAUGAUGCAAAGUGUAUAAUUUUCGAAUUUUAUUGAAAAGGGAUUCGAUGUAUUGUGCAAGAAGAAAAUAUAGAAAGGUGUUGGUCUGGAUUUGUUUAGUGGCUGUUGGCCAAGCGAUCUUUUCAAUGUUUCUCUACGAGGAGUUCAAUUUCGCGCCAAUUAGGCACGGCUGGACAACAAGGACAUUUGCGAAUGAGAUCAAAACACGCCUCAGGCUUCAAAGUCAAGAUGUCGAGCAUACCGAAGAAAACCUGAAGUUUAUUGCUCGAGCAAAAUUGGAUCACUCUCGCAAAAAAGACGAGAGCGUUGAUUUCAAGAGAAGUGUAUUGAUAAAAUCAGCUGCAUUCCAACUGUCUGGAAACCGAAAGAAGCUUCAUCAUUCGCCGGGAGAGAUCAGACGAAGUAAUCAAGAUAAUGACUUAUCAGCGAGGAUAAGUGAUCAAGAAAGAAGGGGACAUAAAUUAAGCCAUCAUGACCUGAAACAUGCAAAUGAAAACAAUGCUGGUCACGAAUUUAGAACAGAGAGUCCAGAAAGGACAAAGAACACAGAGAUCAAAGAUGUAUUUAUAUCUGUCAAAACAACUGGAGAGUUUCACAAAACACGGGUUCAAAUUUUACUUGAUACAUGGAUCCAAAACGCAAAGAAUCAGGUAAAAUCUUUAUCUGUUUUUGAGGAUCAUUCCUUCCGUCUCGCAGUUAAGAAUUUUUUGAUGCCAGUAUUGAAAUCUGCUUUUCUACCACACUGUCAAUAUGAUAAGCUUACUAGUGUCACCCAUGGGGGAGAAUAUGACUGGUACGGUCAGUUAUGGAUUGUCUUUAGAAUAUGAUGAAGCUGCAAAUUCUCUUAUAGCAAUUCCAGUUUCCUCUUGAGACAGCAGGGGGGGUGGGGUUGAGGGCACUCCCUUAUUUGGUGUAAAUGGGCCGUGGUAUGUGCUUUUGGAGAGGGUAUGGUGGUUUUCAGGGUCUUGAGUCUAAUUUCACUAUUUAGCAUCUUGCAAAAAUCUGAAGCUUUUAAAAAGUGUGGAAUGUUGGCUUUUAGCAAUCUACAUUUGUGGUUCCAACAAUUCCCCCCCCUGAAAAAAAAAUCUAAUUACAUGAGGUUACGUAUUGCAUUAUUUUGUACUCAAAUUUCCCUUGAAAGCUUCCCCCCCCCCACUUCCCUUUGGGCUUACACAUGAUUUUUAAAUCAUUAAAAUUAAUUGCUAAUUACUGUUAUUUCUCAGAAAUAUGGCUCGCUAAAUUUACACAUCAGGUUCUGAUUUUGCUAAAAGUAGACAUGUAACCUUAGAAAGCUUACAUCUUGAGGAGUUUACCCAUUGGGAAGGAAUUUUUCUUACUAUCAAAAUCACCAGGAGCUGCUCUCCAAUAAGAGUCUGGAGAUGUGCUUCAAGAUGGAGUAGAAUGUUUUAACUGAAUUGACCCGAUGAAAUAGGUUUCCACUUUAACAAAGUGACUACAUGCAUGUACUAUAUCUUAUUUUUCAACGAAACCAGCUCUUUGGAAACAAAGAAAAAAUGCCUUGUUAAGCCAAAAUAGCUGAACUGCUGAAAAUAACUGCUAGGCAAACAAAGUAUUAAAUGACAAAAGAGAUUUGGCUUGGACAGUAAAUUUGGAUCAGUUUGCAAACAAGCAACCAAAGUGGUGUCUUUAACACUUUCUAUUGUGGUGUUGGUUCCUUGGAGGUCGUGGUCAGCUUUUGCUGUCCUAAUUAAGUUUCCUACCCUGGGCCAAGAACACAGUUGUUUAAAUUAAUAGAUUUUUUAUCUAUAAAGGAGACAGCCACAUACUUUUGGCCACUUGUCUGAUAAACUUUGUUCAAUUUGACCUUUUCAGUUCCACAAUAAGCUAUGGAACAAUACUGGUCUCUAAAACAUUUUAGUCCGUGGGUGAUUGCCCACGAUAUACAUGCAUGACAGCUAGAGUUACAUGAAUAGCAUUGUUUAUGUUUGCUUAUUAAACACAUUUUUUUCUCAGCAUUUUAUUUUUGCUUAAAUAUUAAGUGGUGAAAUGGUUAAUUUUAUAGGUUGAGAGGAAUAAUUGGGAUUAAAUUGUACUUUAAAAGGGCUCAAUUUGCCCAAGAUGGGAACAUUAAUUUUGAUGUUAUAUGAUUACCUAUUAGGACUUAUUUUACAGUACUCUACUUUUCACAUGUGUAUACUGUGGCCACUUCCAUAUUAAGGAUUAUUUUUCUUGCAAAUAUUUUGAUAUCGAUUGAAGGAAAAAUGGAAACACUGAAAACAGGUCAACUAAAGUUGCUUUUGUGGCUAUUGUAGGUUUAUUUAUUUACAGAUCAAGAUGAUGCCAAGGUCAAUAAAAGUCUUGGUAAGAAUUAGGAAUUAAGCAAUGCUAAAAACAGACAUAUUAUUUUGAGUUAAUCUUACUUAUAAUAUUAUUAUUGAGAUUCAUAUUAUUAUUAUCUUACCUGAAAGUUGUUGUGAAUUCUCAUUCAUGUUACCUGUUCAGGUAAUAACGGCCACUACCCAUCUCUGAUGACCAUGCAAACACCAUUUUUCCUGCACAUUUAGGACAUCUUUAUGAAAAGAUCGGAUAGGUUUUGAUUGGAUAUGAUCUGACCUUAGCAUAUUGCAAGAGAUACCAUAAAAUCCCAAAAAUAAGCCCCUCCAAAUAUAAGCCCCCCUCACUCGUAACGCAAAAAACCCUCCUUUAAAUCCCCUCUCCAAAUAUAAGCCCCCCCCCCCCCGGGGGCUUGUACUUGGAAAUUGCCCUCAAAUACAAAGUAAAACAAAGCAAAACAGUGAAUUUCGUUCCAACUAUAAGGCUAGCCCAAUCGAUGUUGAAAUGCAAAUUUCCCUCAAUAGAUAGGCCCCUCCGAAUAUAAGCCCCUCCAAAAAUAAGCCUGUCAGAAAGGGCCUUUGAAGAAUAUAAGCCCAGGGGCUUAUUUUCAGAGUUUUACAGUAAGACACUCACAGGCAGUAUAUGUACUUCAGUUUUAAGAUGUUUAGUAACUGUGUGACAAUAAAAGUAUAUUGUUUGACUUGUCAGUGCACUGAUGAAUUACUCAUCGUUUUUAGGUGGCCAUCUUGUAAAUACCCUGUGUGAAGCUGGACACCAGAGGUAACAUAUACACCUGUAGCAGUUCAUGUCAAUUAUUACGUGUACGCGUUGCGGACCUAUAAUACGCAACUGUUUUUUUAAACUAAAUUUUGUUUUGCAAGAGAUACUGCUGUCUAAAUUUCUUUCUUGUUGAAAAGGGACAUAAGACGUUUGCUUAGUUGGAUAAAGAAUAGCUAGGAAAAACUGCAGUUAUGUGAAGAUUUAAUUUAGCAGCAGAAAAGGGUUUGGUUUGCUUUUUUUUAAGUCUUGUUUUCUUUUCUCCUAAUACUUGGCUUUUUGUUAAUACUACUGUAAAUCUAGGACAAGACUGUGCUGUAAGAUGCAGGCUGAGCUAGACUUCUUUGUGCAACUAAAGAAGAAGACAAAGUAAGUAUUUUUGCACCUUAAACAUUCCUACUCCAAGAUCAUAAGCUAUGAAAACAAGAAAAUCAGUCUGGUGAGGAAUUCCAACGGUGUAAAACCUCUUGAGCAGUACUUUUACAUCCUACUAUUAUCGAUGGUGUAUAAACAUGUUCUUAAAGUUAAAUUAGUGGAUCCUAUAGGGUGACUAGCCUUCAUUAGCAUUUCCUUGUGGUAGUCUUUUUUUUUUCAGGAUUACACAAAAUGAAAUUUGGAUUGCAUUUUUCUUCAUUUUCUAUGAUUGGCUACUUCUAGAACUUAAAACCUUUUGUUGUAGUUUUCUGUAUCACUGUAAAAUUGGACACCCGUAAUGUGGAAAAAGCAAUCACCUUGAGCAGUGAAUGAUGAAUUUUCAGGAAGUUUCACAUACCAAGACAAUGGGCUGAAUUUUAAUCUCACAGGAUAUAUAACUGACUAACUCAGUUGACGGUUAAGUACUAGAGUUAAAUUGAGCAAGUUUUUGAUUAAUAUUUUAAUCAUAUUUUCCGUUGGUAUAUCCCGAAAAAGCCAGUUCGUUGUUAGAAUAAAAGACAUUGCACUUAACGUUGUCUUUGUGAUUUUUUUUCCUCUUUCUGCCAGAUGGUUUUGCCAUUUUGAUGAUGACAAUUAUGUCAACGUGCCAGCGCUUUUAAAUACGCUGAAAAAUUUUAAUCCUGAAGAUGAUGUUUACCUUGGCAAACCAAGCCUGAUACGAGAAAUGGAGGUAAAACUGCAUGUUUGCGGCUAUUAAUGAAAAUUCCUAACUAUCGCUUUGGGUAUUUAUUGCCUUACGUUUGUCUGUCGUUUUGUUCCCCCCUUAUUUUUGUUCGCGGAUUUAACCUCGGUUAUAUUAGGCCAGACUUGGAUGAUCAGGGGUACCCAACGACAAUUUUUGGAAAAUAUCUGUUUGGAAGACGAUUUGAGAUCUAGAAUUUUCGGAACAUUUGUUCUAAAAUUUCUUGCUUGCCUGCCCCUCCUUGGAUUUUCGGACAUCUAAAAAAUGGUAUAAUUGCCUUUUCUUAACGGAUUUUUACCCUAAAAAGGUCACCUAGAAUUUUCGGGAGCAUUUUUCGGGCUGAAAUUUUCGAAAAGGUAAGUUUUGACGCCUAUAAUUUUCGGAUAACUACACUUUCAGCUAGGAAAUCCGAACGGAUUUAAAUUUUUAGGGGGUAAAAAUAUGCCUAUAUCUACCGUUUAAAUACUAAAAUACGUUCAACAAUGUUAUGUUUAAGUGGUUUUGAACUAUAUUCUCGUUGGGUGCCCCUGAAUGAUCAUUUCGCUAUCCGCGCGCGCCUCGAUACUGCCCACAGACUUGGAGUGGAACCUUUAAAUAACGAACCUCUUUCACCCCGACAGUAAAAAAAUGAUACUCAUCACCCCAGUUACAGUAAAAUGUAAGGGACCCAGAAAGAGACCCCGAGGCCGUUAUAGUGUAUCUUCUUUUUAACGAUAAGGGCGAACACGUUUUCUCAUUCCCUUUGCACUUCGUUAAACCGGGAUCCACUCGGCAAUGCACAUGUUUUGUAAUCUGUUGCACUCUUUAAGUUUCGUUACCAAUUAGUUUAACCUUGACUGUAAAAUAAUUUGAGAUGAUUUGUGAUACAUCUCUCGAGGGUUUAUUUUGCUAGACUUCAAAAAUGAACUGACCCAAACACAAAGUGAAAUCAAAUCUGUCCAAGCACAGCGUACUAUCCUAUUACACUAUUCUUUUUCAUGCUGAAAACAGGGAUGUAGUAGCCAAUCAGAUUAGGGAAUUUUUCUUACAGUUAUCAUUAAUAGCAUGCAGCCACCCCCCCCCCCCCCCCCCCCCCCCCCUUUCCCCCCCCAAUCUUCCUAUUCAACCCCCCCACAAACCCCCUCCUCCGCGGGGGGGUGGGCCGGUUUUUUUCUUUUUCACCCGUCCUUUUUUUUUUUCAAAAGAGGGCAGCGCGCCGCCAACGCUAGGGGUCUUUUUUUGUUUACUGUUUAUAAAUAUCCUGCCCCCCCCCUCUCUCCCAAAAGGGAAACAAAACCGUCCCAACACAUCGUACUUGCCUUUUUCAACUUUUUUUUUUCUGGGGAAAACAGGGGAGUAGUAGCGCAUCAAAAUAGGGAAUUUUUUUUACAGUUUUUAUUAAAAGCAUGCCGCCCCCCCCCCCCCCCCCCCCCCCAACACUUUCGCCUGCAUGAUUCUCAUUACAACUCGCUAACAACUACUCUCCUUGCGCGGCGUGAUGACGUUUUAUAUCCUAUUACACGGUCCUAUUUUAUUCUGAAAACAGGGCUGCAGUAGCCAAUCAGAUUAGGGAAUUUUGUUUUAGCUAUGAUGAAUGACAUACGGUCCCCCACUUUCGUCUCCAUGACUCUCAUUACUUUUCGCUAACAAUAAUAAAUUGACGCUUGAGCGCGCACUUACAACAUUUUCGCGACCAUUGGCCUUUAAAAUACUCAUCUGCUGGUCCUAAAUGUUUUCUUCAGGUCAUUUCACAACUAAACGGAAGAUGUAUUUUUUCAGGCCCCAGGAAUGAUAGAAUUAUAAUUUGUUUUACAAAUUUUUUGAUACUCUGGUUUUCAUUUUCAUUUUUGUAUCUUUUUUUUUGCAGGCCUGGGACAGAUUAGAUGGAAAUAAGGUGCGAACAAAGUGUUUUAUGACCCCUUCUUUAGACUAAGAGUUUGAGCUAACAAAACAAGUGAAUCCCAGUUCAUGUGUCGUGCCCCUGCCGUGCCGAACGUAAUUCUUGGAUUAGUUCGACAAAAGCACGGCAGAACUACGACGCCUGAAUCGACGUCUGAAUUGAAGUCGUGCUUUUGUUGAACCCAAUUACAAUUCAGUUUGUCACGGCAGAAGCGCGACGUAUGAACUGGGCCUGACAGUGUUAAGUAUCGCAUCACGAGAUCCCCUCUUGAUGAGGGUCCCAGUGGGUUAACCGUCAGCCGUCAACCGUCGACCGUCAAAAGUGCAGAGUAGUAUUAAACCUCAAAACGUUUCAGGGUAUUUAAAGUCUCAUUAUUUCAGCUGAUUUUUGCGGACUUCUGACUUCUGAUGUCCUGAAGAAUCUCUAAACUGGAAAAACCAGUUCUCAUGCUCUCAAAAACACUCUCUCUAGAAAUUACAAGACCUUUCAACUUGCUUAUAUCAAAGUUUUAUGUGUGAAAGGCCAAGACAACAAGUAAUAUUAAUUUAUACUGAGUUAUAUGUUUAAUGUAACUCUGGACGACAUUUCCUCUAAAUAACCGUCAACCGUCAAAAGCUUUAAAAUUUGACCGUCAACCGUCAAAAUUUGAAGAUCGUCCCUGAUGGCAUCCUAGUGGAACACGCGAGAUGGCGUCAAAAAGUUUGCCUUUCUGGUAGCCUGAGAAUCGACAUUUAGCGAUGCCACCACUGAUUUCCCCGUAAAAUAACGUUUGAGCAAAGGCUGCAUAAAUUCCACACUGAUGACGCGUCACUACCCAAAUCUGCCCUGGGUAGUGCUUCUUCGGUCGGAUCGCGAGAGAAAUGUGCUUCAACCAAUCAGAAGCAUUGCAAAGAUCUGGGUAGUGAUCGUCAUCAGUAUUGAAUUUUUGAGCUCGUACCUCAGACGUCAUUUCGCGGGGAAACCAGUGGUAGCGUCGCGAAAUGUUGGCUGUUUUCUCAGGCGACCUUUUUGUGCGCCUCUUUUGUGCGCAAAUCAAACAACUGGCUUGACCAAUGGGGCACCGGAAGUCGCGAUUAGUCCUUUCCGCGCGCUUUCCCGUCGCCAACUGACGUUCCCGUUCUGUUACUAAAUAAGCCUACGGACACAGUAAAGAGAAUAAACUUUUCUAUCAUACAGUGUACAAGUAUGAUUCGUUUGUGACAAGUGAAGGUGGCAACACCGUGAUUCGCUUGGAGUCAGUUCUUGUCAACUGCGAUCAACACUUGAUGCAAUGCUGUUGAAAUAAUUGAGAUGGUCGUUAUAAAUAUGUUACCGUCUUAAUUUCCUUUUCCUGUUUUGAUUUCAGCAAAAGAAGUUUUGGUUCGCCACAGGGGGAGCAGGUUUCUGUUUAAGUCGUGCUCUUGUCAACAAAAUGAGGCCUUACAUAAGGUACUGCAGUUGUAAUCAUCUCAGAAGUGUUCACUUCAUGAUGUUAUUUGAUUGGGUGUGACAGCAGUCAGAAUGGAGCAAAUCUUUUGACGUGACUGACUACUUACGAGACAGAAGGAAAUUAUCUCUCCUGCAUUUUGUUUCCACGUUUUAAUUUUUUUUGGAAGUCAGAUCACUAAUCUUUUCGUUCGCAAUUUUAAGCAAACUUCUUUUUUUCUGUCAGUGAGACACUUUGGUGUUUUUUUGCCUACAAAGGCUGUUUUUCUAGCCGGUAUCGGUAUCGAGAAUGGCUGAUGUUUGACUCUACAGAUAAAAUGCCCGAAAGCCGCUCAAAAGACACGUGAAUAAAAGAGAGAACUUAUUUUGUUGAUCGGAUUUUGUCUUCUUUUUUUAGUGAUGGUAAAUUCAUAGAAAGCUGUGAACGGAUUAAACUACCCGAUGACUGCACCGUGGGGUUCAUAAGUGGUAAGUUUAUCGAUGCAGUGACGUUCGAUUCACCUGCUUCUUUCCUACAAAUGCUUACAAAGAAACCUAUGAUACGCGGCUAAAUAGAAUUCAGUUCGACUCUGUUGGCGCCCUUUUUGCACUCAUCCAUGUAUUUACCAUCUAUUUUUAUGCAAAUAACGUUGUUAUCAAUUAGAGGAAAUAACGCCAAAAAUCUUGCGCGGUUACGAGACGAAGAUUACAGGUGAGUGUUUUCGGGAAUUGCCAAGAAGGUUUUCAGGGAACACCGACGCAUUCUUAAGCGGUUACGCGCAUAGUGAGAUGUGUCAGUACUGUUUGUUGGGAGGCGAGGUGAUACAGAGUUACAGUCAAACCUCCUCACUGACUGAAAAUUAAGUGUCGGUAUUAUAAUAAAAGGUGAAUACUGUAUGAAACUGGGAAUUGUUAGGACCAAGAGAACUGUCUGUAACAGAGUGGUGUACGUUGGUGAGGUUCGACUGCAGUACCAGUUAGAUGAAUAGAGCUGAAUAGGCAUGGGCGAAAAAACAUUCUCGGUACGGAAUUCGUUAUUUCAUCCUUACCGAAUUUCUUAUUCCUUGUUUAAUUGCGAGUCUUGCUGAACUAUAGCCUGAGAAAAGAGCCGACAUUUCGCGACCUCACCCUUGGUUUCCCCAUACUGACUGACGUGUUUCUACCCAGAUCUGUGUAGUGCUUUUGAUUAGUUGAAGGAAAUUUCCCUCACGCCACGGCCAAUCAGAAGCACUGAGAUCUUAGUAGUGACGCGUCAUCAGUAUGGAAUUUUCAUUUCGCGGGAAAACCAGUGGUGACGUCACGAAAUGUUUAGCCUGCGUAACAAGCGUUUCCGUGCGGUUUCGGAACAAAACCGAAAAUCCCGUUCCUCGGUCUUCCUUUGCCCCGAAACCAAACGGAAACGCUUGCUACGCAGGCCACAAAAUGUUUGGCUGUUUCCUCAGGCUAGCUAAACUACUCUGUCACAGCUAGUUCUAUAGUUUUUAUGAGCUUCUUUCAUUUUGAGACAUAAUGCAGCAUUUUUUGAUCUUGCUACUUUGCAGAAGUCCUUGUUAAAGCAAAAUUGAAGAGAUCAGAGCUUUUCCACUCACACUUGGAAAGUCUUCCCUUCUUACCACAAAGUGAAUUCAGUAAACAGGUGGGAUGUUUAUAUAAAAUUCAUUGUUAGAAAGGCAAAUCCUCGAUCGUGGACACUGAGUGAAAAACUUAAGAAAGCCUAAGAAAACAUCAGUAGCCUGGUUUGCUACGAGAGCUUUGGCCAGUUCAGGAUUGUCAUAUUAUGAUAGGCCAUUUCCGAGUUCCAAAAACCCUCACUUUCAAAACGAGGCUAAGUGCAAAACCUUUCUUGCUUUAAUGAGUGUCAUUUGAAUGAGAAUAUAAAUCAUCUUUACAUCAAUGGCUUCGAACUUAGCCUCGCUUUGAAACAGAGGCUUGUGGCAACUCGGAAAUGGGCUAUUGAUUUUUAUAAAUAGACAUUUUUAACCAACUGAGUUGAUAAAAUGGAAUGCACCUCGUUCAGCGAUCGAAAAGCUGACGUCACCAACGUUAACUCGGGUUAACUUAAAAGCAAGCACUUUGUCCAAUUAUCUUUACUCUUUGUAAGGUUACUAAAUUGCGCGUGUUUUUCUUUCUUUAACUGUCAACAGAUCACCUUCAGCCAUGGGUUCAUGGGUGGCAGUUACAAUCGCAUCAGUAUUGAUGGACCUUUUAACGUUGUCGAUGAUCCAAGUCGGUACGUAGUGGCUUCGUCGUUCCCUUGAUUAGACGCGUGCCAAACUUUUGCGGUAGGGCAUUAUCGACAGUCGUCAAAAAGGCGGCGGCCUCCUUUUUCUUUUUCGUGUUUUAACCUUCUGAUGAAAUCUCUUCUAUGUUUUGGCAACGACUCACCGGGCACCAGGGUGGUUGAACUAAAGUAACUUAUUAAUCGCAAAAGUCUCAGACUGUGAAAUAAGCCAACCAUUUCACGAAGUAUAUAAGACACGAAGCGCGUGUAUAGCAGUAAUUCUAUGUCUCGAUGCUGAUGUGUAAGUAAAAGUCGUUUUGGGAAAUCUUUGCAUUGACGGACUUCCAAGAAGGAAAGGUAAUUAUUCUUUAGAAGCAAGAUUCAAAUUCCUGCUUUGUGGGGAUCCUGUGGCUUAAGAGUGGGCUUAGAUCCAACCUCGUCCCCAGAGCUUUUCCCUUAGAAAAUGGUAGGGACAGGAAAGUCCUGGGACGAGGUUAGCUUACACAUCACUUGAUACGCUUGAACGGCUCCCAUUUAAUUCAAAUCAGCUCUAGAAUUGUGACUCAGCGGCUUACAGCUGCUCGUACACAGGGCGCCAACCUAAAGUGGCGGAUUUCUAAGAGCGGUUCCUAGAUCGUGCCUUUUUUGCUCGUAUCUCCCUUUUAGCUAUGUUUGUUAUCAGUAUCGUUCUUCAUAAAGGAGAUCCCUGCCGUAAUAGUUUUUCCUAGUAAAAUGUGCACAGCUGUAUAACUGUUUUGUUUUCUUCCACAGGUUCAAAUCUGUUCACUGCUUCCUUAACCAUGAAACAUCCUGGUGCCCGAAAUCCGAGAAUAAGGAUAAAACUGGGGACGAUGAUAAACUCAAGACUUACAGAUGA